AUGGGCAUCAAGAUCGGCCAAUCAGGCUUUGUGCGACUGGACUCGAAGUUCGGAACUCCCUGCUGGCGGCAGGGCUUAGUCGUACAAAAAGCUGAUAAAGGUCAUUGGCGGAUCAUCGUGCCAGUGGCGCAAGAAGCUAGUAGAUCGUCUGCGGCGGCUGCUUUACUGCUGGGUCGACGGUUUAUCUUCGUUGAGGUGGGCGCUGACCAGUUCCUUCGAAGAUGCAACAAGUCAUCCCUCGAGAUAGAUGUCGAUUCAAAGCUACUGCUGGAGGCCGCGAUAGAGCACCUGGACAAGAACGCGGACUUAGUGUUUGCAACGGCGUCAGAGGACGUUCCACCACUCGCGAAGCAGCAAGAGGAGUCAGUGGACGGCUCGUCGUCAGAGGACGGGGAGGACUCGGACGCCAGCAGCAACCUGGGAGAGUUAGUGCGGGACAUGAAAAAAGCAUGGCAGUCGCGUGGUACUGGAGACGAGUCCGAGCCAGACAGGAGCGAGCCCAUGACCGUGAACCCGCUGAAGCAGCCCCACAGGUUCAAGAUGCUCCGCCGCAAAAGGUCUGGUGGAAAAGACAAGCGUCAGCAGGAAGAAGCUUGGUCCCAGGCUGCUGCCGCUGCAAUGGGACAGGGCAAAGACCCCCUGCAAGCGCUUGCAACGCUGCAGCUUCUGAAGCUGACCGCAAAGGAAAGGCACAAAGGCAAGAAGGGGUCAAACCGGUCUCUCAGCUCUUCGUCUUCGACCGCAAGCUCAAGCAGCAGCGAGGGCAACAGAAGACGCAGGGACCCCAGUCUAAAAGGAGCAGCCCGCGCCAUCGGCAACUACCGCCGACUUGGGAAGUCAAUGAAGGCUCACCCCCUCAGGCACAUCAAGCGCUACAUCAAGAACGUCGAGGAAGAUUUGGGGGUCGAUGCAGACCAGCCUUAUCGGCUAACCGACCAUGGCCGCAAGAUCAAUUGGGGAAAGCAAAAGGGCCUGCAGAGGACAUACUACAUGCUCGGAGCGAUUCUCGACCUGAUCUUGAAGGGCAAGUACGAACGUGCAGGACUGCAGGUGGUGCAAUGCCUGAGGGCGGUGCAUCAGGCCGCGAUCAACCAAGGAUCGUGGGACGUUGCAUGGCUUCUCACCAACCUCCCAGAUCCGUUGGCGCGCAGGCGCUUCGGCGGGGAAGAGGAGGGCCUAGAGACCAUUGCUGCCUACGUGAAGAGUGUGCAGGAGCUGGAGAAGCGAACUCGGGACUUCAGAGGCCUGAGGGACACUCCAGGCGACAACAACGACGAGCACGACGAGGAGGCAAAGCCACCCAAGGGUCGCGGACGCGGUCAAGGCCAGAAGUGA
Messenger RNA from Symbiodinium sp. CCMP2456, 1335 nucleotides. The record is from the annotation of a GenBank genome assembly. Lineage: Eukaryota; Dinophyceae; Suessiales; Symbiodiniaceae.